CCAGAAGUCACAAACCUAGCGCCAAGAUUGGCUGUCAAGGUAGAGUCCAGGGUGCGGAAGUGGCUUUGUGGUGCCACCUUUAGCCGCUCAGAGGUCAACCCCCAUUCUACACCGAAAACUAGGCCUUGGCUGCUAUGGAAGGACAGCAGGGGCAAGAAAGCCGCGCAACCUUAACACUCGCCCAGACUCAUUUCAACAAGGGCGAGUACGCGGAGGCCGAGACGCUGUACUCCGCUUACAUUCGCCAGUGCGGCUGCGCGGCCUCCAGCGGCGAGAGUCCUGGGAGCAAAUGCAGCCCUGAGGAUUUGGCUACUGCAUAUAACAACAGGGGGCAAAUCAAGUACUUCAGGGUUGAUUUUUAUGAAGCCAUGGAUGACUACACAUCUGCCAUAGAAGUCCAACCCAAUUUUGAAGUCCCAUAUUACAACAGAGGGUUGAUACUGUAUAGGCUGGGUAAGAAUUUUUUUUCUUUUUGGGUUUUGUCAUUGACUGUAUUCUGUUACUUCAGAGGUCUCAAAUAUUGUAAAACUAAUGUAGUAAUCAAAUUUUAAAGUUCUGUGAAAUUUAGGUUUAGAGCUUGGAACAAAGGAAGCGUCCCUGAGUUUAUUUUAGGCUUUUGAUAGGCGUUAUAGAUCACAGCAGAGCACUGGGGUGGGAAUUGGACCUGGGCGCAGGAGCCAGGUGACCCCAUUACUUUGUGCUUGUGCAUUCCCAGCUGUGAAAUGAAGGCAAUUCAGAUGAUCGCCUGUGAAACUUUUCUGAGUUAAAAUCUUUGAAGACACACAAGACAAUAGAAAGUGAAGUUUAGAUUCUUGGAUUAAAGGGACCAUAGGUACUGUUUCUCAUUUAAAGUGUCAAAAAGAAAAUUAGUUUCCUGUUUCUUAAUUUUGCUGCAGUUAUGUAAAACAGGCGAUACAGUUUUGUUAAAAUUUUAAGAUGAUUGAUAAUAUUUACCUGUUAAAUCUCAAUAAAUAAACCCAUAGCUAAUUUUAGGUGUAUUAUUCCCUAAGGGCACACAAAAUUACUUUGAUAUACACAUCUCUAUAUUAUUAAGAUAAAAAAGUUCCUUUACUAGAAGUGACUGAAAGC
Piliocolobus tephrosceles (Ugandan red Colobus) is the source of this 1089-nucleotide messenger RNA. RefSeq names its product tetratricopeptide repeat domain 32 (gene TTC32). The coding region runs from base 135 to 551 and encodes 138 amino acids. Gene Ontology annotation, molecular function: protein binding. The record is from RefSeq and is a predicted model, not a curated record. The transcript has 2 exons. Lineage: Eukaryota; Metazoa; Chordata; Mammalia; Primates; Cercopithecidae.